Necator americanus (New World hookworm) is the source of this 603-nucleotide messenger RNA. RefSeq lists its product as uncharacterized. Gene Ontology annotation, biological process: regulation of transcription by RNA polymerase II; sex differentiation. The record is from RefSeq and is a predicted model, not a curated record. Bases 1 to 603 code for a protein of 200 amino acids. Gene Ontology annotation, molecular function: DNA-binding transcription factor activity, RNA polymerase II-specific; RNA polymerase II cis-regulatory region sequence-specific DNA binding. NCBI's taxonomy places the organism in Eukaryota, Metazoa, Nematoda, Chromadorea, Rhabditida, Ancylostomatidae. Gene Ontology annotation, cellular component: nucleus. The transcript has 4 exons.
AUGACAUCUAUUAAGAUGGUGGAGCGAAGGCGUGAGCUGAACAGCCGCCUCGUGCAAAUUGAAGGCGAGCCGGGAAAUCAGAAUUCAGGCGAAUCGACAUGUAGCGCAGAGGAAAAUGGAGGCAAGGCAAAAGAACGGCGCCCAAACUGUCAACGAUGCGCUCAGCACAACGUAGUGAAUCGGCUUAAAGGUCACAAACGAGCCUGUCCCUUCAAGGAAUGUUUCUGCCCAAAAUGUCAGGUGGUCGUGGAACGUCAAAAAUUGAUGGCUGAUCAGAUCAAGUUACGACGAAGACAGAAACGUGAGAAAAAUAUCUCCGUAGAACGAACACGAACACCGGUCGGCAACACACCAGAAAUUUGCUUGAAAUGCACACAACAAGCGAUCGGAUACCAACAUUUGAUGUCGAUUCUAGAUCCGCAAAACGUUUCCGACACUUUCGUGAAUUUGUCUGCUGUCCUACAAGCCUGCCCACACAAGGCAAUUUCACAAAAUCUCAUAGAUUCACCGAACACAUUGCUUCCGAAUCCGCUCUCACCAUUUAUCAUUGGUCAACAACCGCCGCCACCGAUACUCGGUGAGGUUAGACAGGAGCCGGAUUGA